GGAAGCUGUCAGCAAUAUGGGGAGACCUGGGCACAUCAAGAACCAAAUGGGGCCUGUUCCUCAGCCCAUUCCCAGGCCUACCACCAGAAGGAUGCAGUUCCAUCAACUAAUUGCCCUAGCGCGAAAUAUGACAGGACACACUAUCUGUGGCCUCCGCUAAUGGCAGAGGCUACAGGGAAACCCAUCCUUUGCUGUGGCUGCUACGCUGAAGGACGGUCCUCAGCAUCCAGAUAUCCUAAACCACUGGUACCACUUGAGAAGCCGGCGAAGGAGGUAGUAUCACCAGAGACAACCAGUACUUUUGAGAAGUUGGAGGUUGCACCACCAUCUCCAGGACAACUGAAACAUGUGUUCUUCCACAAUGCAUUACCUUUUGUAGGGUUUGGAUUUUUGGAUAACGCAAUUAUGAUUGCUGCGGGAACCCAAAUAGAGUUGUCAAUUGGAGUUGUCCUAGGAAUUUCAACUAUGGCAGCUGCAGCUUUGGGAAACCUUGUUUCAGAUUUAGCUGGACUGGGUCUUGCAGGUUACGUAGAAGCUUUAGCUUCACGGCUGGGUCUGUCAAUCCCUGAUCUGACACCCAAACAAGCUGAUAUGUGGCAAACGCGUCUCAGUGCACACUUGGGUAAAGCUAUUGGAGUGACCAUUGGCUGCAUUUUAGGAAUGUUUCCUUUGUUGUUCUUUGGCGAUGAGGAAGAAAAACUGGAAGAAAAAAAUUAACCUUUUUACAAGACAUAUACAAAUGUAAACUACUGUACCUCAAUUAUGCUGUCAAUAUUUAGGAAUUAACAGACAGUAAAAAAAUGUAUAGACUUGGGAACAAAACCUUCAGCAUGUCGUUUUAUGGAAACACUAAUUUAUUGUGGCUUUGUUGUGUUCAGUACUUCUUUUUAUAAGAGAUCAUCUAACUUUUUAUUUAAUUGUAAAUUUUUGAAGUGUUUUCACUUAUGGCAACUGGUGUUUACCACUUUCCCCUUUGACCUUAUUCUUUAAUGGAGUAUUAGUUUAAUAAUCCACCAUGGAUGACAGUACCACUCUUCGGUUGCAUAUUGGUUGCUUAACAGUUGUAAUUGCAUGACAAAAAAUUCACCGCUGUUCGUCAGGUCCUUCAAUACAGAUUAUUAAGGAGGUCAGUGAUGAGUAAUUUGGCUGCUUGCCCCCUCACCAGCCAUCGUUUUGCACUGCCUUUAGAUUAGAUAUUUCAGUGAUCUAUGACAGUCUAGUUUGCAUUUUUUUCACAAUUCUAAGUGUCUCUGAAUUGUCUUCUGAGGUAAUUUUAAUGCUUUGACGAGGUAAAUGUUUCCAGUGUAGGCUCUUUACCAAGUCCAUUUUUUUUAGUGGUGUUAUAACACCUUUAUACUUCCAUAUUCACGCCUCUUUUUUUUUUUCCUUUGUAAACAAUAUUUUGAGAACUGAGUUGAGAGAUCCCUAAGUUUGUUGUCCUGAGUUUUGAGUGUGGUAUUAAAGAAUUCAGACCAACUGUUUCAAAACCACAAACAACUUGUUUUAUUGUUCUGCUUAAAACAAGGUGUGAAUAGUUGAUUGGGUGGAUGAGGCUGGGAACCCUUCAGGGUAUGAAUGAGUGCUGGCAGUGUAAGUUUGUAAUGGGUGGUUCAGUUGAAACAGUAUAAAGUGUAUCAUCAGUCUGGAUUAGAAGGACCUGAUUGCAGAUUGUAACUUUGUAUUUAAGAUUAAGCCUUUGCUACUUUUUUUUUUUGCUGUGAGACAAUUAGUAAAAAAAAGCCCCAAACAACAAAAAAAGGAGACUUGAGGCCUUUUUCCUUUUUUGCCUUUUAUUUUUGCAGUCUUACUUGGUGUAUUAGAGAUCUGACAGUGCAGUCACAUGUAACUGUGCUUUUUUAUAUGGUCAUGAAUAAAUUGAUUACAACUAUUGAAUAUUCAUAAUACUUCAGGAUCUGACUUGCCAAUAGCAUAAUGCUAAGCUGAUAACUGUUGAUUAGAGGAGAGGGUUUCUUACCUGUUUGAAUACCAUUUGGAAAAGACACUAAAAAGAGAGGCACAGGCAGGGCACUUUGAAAGUUUUAUUGCUGGAAUUGUUAGCACUUCUGAAACCUAGAAAGAAAUGUUAAAAAAAAAAAAAGGUCCCCUGAUGACUUUUAUUUGCUAUAGGAAAAGUCUUAUUGUAACGUGUACAUUUUACAGACCUCAUUGCUUAUUUCUUGGUCACAAAUCUGACUUCUCUGUCCUCAUUUCUAGAAGCCCUUUAACAGCAGUACUGAAACUUUGACAUCAACCUUUAAGGAAGGUGACAGUGUUGUAUCUGUUUUUUUGAAAAGCAGACUUUGAAAACUUGCAGUGAGUAGUCCUAGUAGCAUGUACUGUACUUUGUACAUUAAACCAUGAGAAUCUGGACCAAACUGUAAAACUGAAAGAAAUCUCAGCCAGGCAUAGAACAGAAAUGCAGAAGAGUUUUGGCUUGCAUUUUCAAAGUUGGAAGCUUUAUUUAAAAAAAAACCAAACAAACAACAAAAACAAAAAAAACCCACAAAACUGAACUAAAACAACAAAAAAACCUCCAACCACAAAAAAACCCACACAAACCAAUCCUGCUAGAAAAUUAUGCCCUCUUUCCCCAACAGAUUGCUGCUGGUUUACAGUACUUCAGUGAUCUUUUUUUUUUUUCUCUCAUCCACACAUUUGUCUUGCCUUAAACUCUAACUUUUCUUCCUCUGCAUGUACUGUUGUUUCUGGUAUGUUUGUAUACAAAGCUGUAAGCAUUUCCCACGUGUUCUUUUUUUAAACCGAAGUACACAUCAAAGCAAUUUUGCAUAGUUUUUUUUGUAGCUGUUUUUACAGUAAUUCCAACACUGUUUCCCAUUAUGACACUGGCAUCUCCAUUGGAAUCUUCCAGCAGUGGCCAAACCUCUGUUCUUUGCCGUCAUACCAAAUGGAACACUGUUUUCAUCCCCUUUUUUAGAGCUUGUGAGAACAAUCAGAAGGCUGUGUCAGCUGUCAUAGUAGUGUUCAUUUUCUAAUGGCAAUAGGAAAGACCACGUACUAUUGUUAAAUAGCUUGUAAAUGUAAAUUGAGUAUGUUUUGUUGCUGUAUGUCAAACUAUUGUACUGCAACCAAUGCUUUUAUCAAGAAUUAAUGAACUAAAAUAUCUUCAAAGAAAUUAAUCAUGUGUCGUCUUGUUAAACUAUUUAGCUAACCACAAAAAUGUGGAGGGCAAGUGACACAUGGUAAGAAAUCUUGGGUAUUUCAGGCUGUUGUCUGAUACCAUAAUCAAGAAGGUGACUUCUAGGGUUUCAAUAUUUGACAAACGAGAAGAAAUAACUCGUGAUUUCAGAGGAAUAGUGGCUCUGCUGGAGGCUGAGAGAACGUGCUUGUUGGGGCCAAGCUGCCACCGUGAGUACAGUAGGGGUAGCUUGCUUUGCCUGCAGGAUCCACUCUUGCGUGGACGUGGUAAUGCUUUGUGUGGAAGGGAAGAUCUGUUCCUGAUCUGUACUCUGUCUCCUUACAAGGAGGGUGGGUUUUUCUGGGGUAUAUGGGUGAAAGUAAUCCCUGAUGCUCUGAUCAAACUGCUUAAAACACUUAACUUGAGAAGACAGAGCACUAACAAAAUACUCCUCUUUGUUUUCUGUUGUCUUCUCCCUCCUUGAUAAAAGGAAAAACAAACACUACAGGCUUAUUCAGAGACUUCAGUAUUGCUGUUUUUUUGAUUCUAUCAGUCUGUCCUAUGUUAACAGGAAUUUUUCACGUUAAAGGGCUGGUAAACCUGAAAUUGUGUUUAUUUUAAAAUGCUGUCUCUUACUGUAACUUAAGAUAUAAAUGUAUUUUUGACUGUAUGUUAUCUCUAGGGACAAAGAACAUGCAUCUGAUAAUAUGGUUACCCAAAUCUCCUCGCCAAUCUUUUCUCAUUCAUGUACUUUUACAUAAAUUAUUUGAAUUCAGACAACA
This is a messenger RNA of Pygoscelis adeliae (Adelie penguin), 3918 nucleotides long. RefSeq names its product transmembrane protein 65 (gene TMEM65). Lineage: Eukaryota; Metazoa; Chordata; Aves; Sphenisciformes; Spheniscidae. Gene Ontology annotation, cellular component: mitochondrion. The transcript has 8 exons. Gene Ontology annotation, biological process: cardiac ventricle development; regulation of cardiac conduction. Bases 160 to 717 code for a protein of 185 amino acids. The record is from RefSeq and is a predicted model, not a curated record.